AGCUGUCAAAAGUAUUGGCGAAUGGCGAGGGGUUUAAUUAUUUGAUUCACUGUUUGAGUUUGUACCUUGUGUAUAUCUCUGUACUUUCUUAAAAUUACAAAUUGAAGGUAUGUUUUAGUUGGUUUUAUAUUAGUGACUUAUGAAGAUUACCUCACCCUAAAAAAAGGGGGCUAUGACAAACAACAUCAGUGGAUAAGCAAAUUUUUACAAUUUGUUGCAAACACGACAAGAAAAGGAACUAAGAUGCAAACUAUAAAGUGUGUUGUGGUUGGAGAUGGAGCAGUGGGAAAGACUUGCCUGCUUAUCAGCUACACAACAAAUAAAUUCCCAUCAGAAUAUGUGCCAACAGUAUUUGAUAAUUAUGCAGUCACCGUCAUGAUUGGAGGAGAGCCAUACACCCUUGGGCUCUUUGAUACUGCAGGACAGGAAGAUUACGAUAGGCUUAGACCUCUGAGUUACCCACAAACAGAUGUUUUCCUUGUUUGCUUCAGUGUAGUGAGUCCAAGUUCUUUUGAAAAUGUUAAAGAAAAGUGGGUACCUGAAAUAACUCAUCAUCAGCAAAAGACACCAUUCCUUUUGGUAGGGACACAGAUAGAUUUACGAGAUGAUCCAGGAACCAUGGAAAAAUUGGCGAAAAUCAAACAAAAGCCAGUGUCACUAGAACAAGGAGAGAAACUUGCAAAGGAACUAAAGGCAGUGAAAUAUGUAGAAUGCUCAGCUUUGACACAGAAAGGAUUGAAGAAUGUGUUUGAUGAAGCGAUUCUGGCUGCAUUAGAGCCUCCAGAGCCUGUAAAGAGAAGGAAAUGUGUCAUGCUGUAAGAUUAACCAGCUUUCACUGGUCUCAUACGCUUUUUCUGAUUCAGUGUGCGAGGCUUUUUUAUAACUGUAAUAUUUGACUUAUUUUAAAAGCCCAUUAACAAAUAUGAUAUAAUAGAAAUACAUGUUUAAAUAGGACACAUGUGUCAAUAUUACAGUAUAUGGGGUAGCAAA
Molecule: messenger RNA, 990 nt
Organism: Pieris napi
Lineage: Eukaryota; Metazoa; Arthropoda; Insecta; Lepidoptera; Pieridae
Gene: Cdc42
Product: cdc42 homolog
Exons: 5
Coding region: 244-819 (191 amino acids)
Biological process (GO): small GTPase-mediated signal transduction
Molecular function (GO): GTP binding; GTPase activity
Source: RefSeq, a predicted model, not a curated record